CCCUCAGUGUUUGGUGCGCAUGCCCCGGGAGGAGACACGCCUCUUCUAGCUGCAAGCCAUGUGGUUGGCGUUGGUAAAUAAAGACCUCUGCUAAUUUUUAACGUCUACUUUACUCUGAACUUUGAAUACAAACGCUGACUUUUGCACCGUCGCGGUAGCCAAAAUGUCUGCCGGCUUCGUGAACCUCGAGGCGCAGGUGGAGUCGGUCCUCGGAGCGCUGGUCAGAGCUGCCACGGUGGAGUUAACCAAACUGUUCGAGAGCAGAUACCGAGCCUCGGCGCUGGAUGUGGACGUGGGCCGCACUGAAGACAAAAAGCAAAACAACACACUGGAUAGUUUAACGACUGAGGACACCACACGUAGCAUUGGAGUGCAAGUGGACGAGGACAUUUAUCUGCCGUUUGAGCGAACUGGAGUCUCAGAUGGGGAUUGUUUGAGGGAGUGCAGGGAGGAGGUGGAGGGGUGUCCCAUGCCAUCAGAAAUCCUCCUGUCUGAACGUCAUGGCCAACUUGACCCGGAGUGGUCUCCUCUAAAGAAACCGGUUGUGGCAAAGACUGUCGAUAAGGUGGAGUUGAGCGGGAAUGAAGCAGCAUCUGCAACAAAAGUUGUUUUGCACGUCCCCGCAGACACAUUAAGACAUGGACCUAAGCAAAGCUCACCAGCUAAACAGAAGUUUGUCGUGAUCCAACCAGACACGUGUGAUAUCGUUUCGGGAGAGAAGGUUAAGUUUGUCUGCCCGUUGAUCCUCAAGCCAGAGUCUCCAGCUCCCAAAACUGACAGUUCGGAGAAGCCUGUUCAAACCGAGCCUCAGCAGGUCUGUGUCAGCACCGCUAAGGGCACUGCCUACAGCCCGUCCCCGUCUGAUGGAGCUGUGACUCCUGCUCAGGUUGGAGUUUGGGAACGGAUCCGCACGCCAAAGGAGACGACAAAUAACCUCCACAUGAAACUGAAACUGACUUCUCCAGAGCAAAAGCUGAUGAGUCCAUGUGUGGUACAACUGGUGGAUGUGCUCACGGUUCAAGAAUCAGCGAUGAAGCUUCAGGAUGCUGUUGUCAAAGGUCAAGAUGCUAACUGCAAAAGUGGUUGGCCUCUGCCCAAAGACCUCCGCCGCCACCAAGGUCUUCACACUGGCCACCGCCUGUGCUGCUUCACCCCGUGUGAAAACGGCAUUUGGCGGCUUCAGAAGGUGGUCACCCACUCCCGUGAUGGAUACCCUUGCAGCAUCUGUGGGAAGACGUUCAAGCGACGGAAGAUUCUCCGGCGGCACGAGCGUUUUCACACUGGAGAAAAACCGUACCCAUGCUCUAUGUGCUCAAAGUCAUUUGCACUGAGGAAGAGCCUCCGACGCCACUCCAGGUUUCACACGGGGCAGAGGCCGCACACCUGCACGCAGUGUGGCAAAAGCUUCCGUCUGCGAGAAAAUCUGAAAGCACACCUGAGGUUUCAUUCUGGGGAGAAGCCUUACAACUGUGCCACUUGUGGCAAGAUGUUCAGGAUCCCAAAAAAUUUGGAGAAACACAAAAUGAGCCAGUGUGGAUUCUUCGUUCCUUCGUUCAGAACAAUUGCUGGCUUAUAGCAGUGUCAAAACAGCUGUCAGUGGCUGGUUGUGGGGGUUUCACCACUUUCUACCUCAGACUGAAAACACUGUAUCGCUUUUGUAGAAGACUGUCAUGUAAUGUUCAGAUAAGAAGGUUAAAAGGCUAUGAUAGUUUAUAAGAGUUGUACAACUGCUUGACACUCUUUUUUUGCAUAAUACCUUAUAGAAACGGGAUCAGUCUGCACAAUGGGUCCCCUCCACAUCGCCCAGUAACCAAGUAUACUACAUACUGUAUGUGCUGAAGAACUUUACUGCUCCUUGGAGAUUGUCUUGUAAAAGGGUUGGAAACAUGGAUGUAUAAUAACUGGAUACCAGGUCUCAAAAAUGGCGCCUAUUAAGUUCAUUCGAGUUCCUCCCCUGGCUUAUACGCUGAAAACGUUUUUAAGCUUUCGGAUUGACUUAAGAGAUAUGCAACCCACUGGAUGUGUGCAGUAGGGUUUCGACCGCUGGCCUGACCACUUAGCCCGUAGACUUUUAAAUCACGUUCCACGGCUGGAGGGAAGUGUUUCAGAUAUAAAAAGUAGAAGGACUAAUAAUUUAGAAUAUAAAUAGUCAUAAUCAACCAGCAGUUUGUUGUGUUCUGUCAACAGUUUUACAGGCGUCUCUUUUACAAUGGUGGCCAAGUGGGAAAAUCUUUUUA
Molecule: messenger RNA, 2237 nt
Organism: Etheostoma cragini (Arkansas darter)
Lineage: Eukaryota; Metazoa; Chordata; Actinopteri; Perciformes; Percidae
Exons: 4
Coding region: 164-1576 (470 amino acids)
Biological process (GO): regulation of transcription by RNA polymerase II
Molecular function (GO): RNA polymerase II cis-regulatory region sequence-specific DNA binding; DNA-binding transcription factor activity, RNA polymerase II-specific
Source: RefSeq, a predicted model, not a curated record